Trichoderma asperellum CBS 433.97 is the source of this 687-nucleotide messenger RNA. RefSeq lists its product as uncharacterized. Lineage: Eukaryota; Fungi; Ascomycota; Sordariomycetes; Hypocreales; Hypocreaceae. The record is from RefSeq and is a predicted model, not a curated record.
AUGGCAUCACCCUUCUUCAUCCCGGUAGAUAUUGCUCAUACCGCGUUGCUUCUUUCGGACGUGCAAACGCAAAUCUUACAGAGAUUCCCUUCCGAAGUCCAGAAAAACUAUAUCGGCAACAUCAAAACACUUCUUGACUACUUCAGGACUGAAAUCACCAAGCGCCGCUCGAAUAAAGCUUCUACAGCUGGAUACACUCCUUAUGACGGGGUGCCUCUCAUUGUCCAUCAUACAUUGCCCUUCAACCUCAACUCCAAUGCCUUUGUUUCACCUUACAACAAGUUAAGCAAAUGGGUUGAGCAGCUUGAAAAGGCAGGGUAUUUUGCGAAUGCACCCUCGGAUCCACACCAUCCGCAUUAUGGUAUACCGGCCGAAUUAACGCCGCCGGGUAGCUGGGGCAACAAGGAUGAAAUUGUCUUGGGCAAACUGCAGCCGAAUUGCUUUGGUUCAUCGGACUUGGUCUCAUAUCUACGGGCACGUGGCGUUCGACACAUUGUAUUAGUGGGCCUGACAACAAUGGGGAGCAUCUUAGGAUCGGCAAGAGGGGGCGCGGAUUUGGAUUUUCAUAUCAGUUGCGUGGAAGAGGGAAUUAUGGAUGAUGAUGCGGAGGUGCAUAAAUUUUUGAUGACAAAGGUGUUGCCAAAGUUUGUGGACGUAGUUGAUCUUCAAGAUAUUCUGCGGCUGUGA